UUCCUUUUUCCGCCAUUGUGGUGUGUGCUUUACUCCGUUUCUUGCCAUGUCUUCUCACAAGACUUUCAGGAUUAAGCGAUUCCUGGCCAAGAAACAAAAGCAAAAUCGUCCCAUUCCCCAGUGGAUUCGGAUGAAAACUGGUAAUAAAAUCAGGUACAACUCCAAAAGGAGACAUUGGAGAAGAACCAAGCUGGGUCUAUAAGAAAUUACACAUGUGAUGGCACACAUAUUUAUGCUGUCUGAAGGUCACAAUCGUGUUACCAAAUCAAGCUGAAAAAUGUCACCACUGUCUGGAGAAGUUUGAACAAUUUCCUCUCUGGAUCUGUUAUGAAGGCAUUAGUUAGUACAACCCACAGUGCUUCCAUUAUUCAUGUUAAAAAAAAAAAAAAAAGAAGGCUUUGGUUGCCUGGG
This is a messenger RNA of Sapajus apella (tufted capuchin), 411 nucleotides long. RefSeq names its product 60S ribosomal protein L39. The coding region runs from base 47 to 202 and encodes 51 amino acids. Gene Ontology annotation, cellular component: ribosome; cytosolic large ribosomal subunit. The transcript has a single exon. NCBI's taxonomy places the organism in Eukaryota, Metazoa, Chordata, Mammalia, Primates, Cebidae. Gene Ontology annotation, molecular function: structural constituent of ribosome. Gene Ontology annotation, biological process: translation. The record is from RefSeq and is a predicted model, not a curated record.